This is a messenger RNA of Cloeon dipterum, 1095 nucleotides long. RefSeq names its product clarin-3-like. The coding region runs from base 84 to 770 and encodes 228 amino acids. NCBI's taxonomy places the organism in Eukaryota, Metazoa, Arthropoda, Insecta, Ephemeroptera, Baetidae. The record is from RefSeq and is a predicted model, not a curated record. The transcript is spliced from 4 exons.
CCGUCGUCAGUUCAGUGCGAGCGCAGCUGUGCUUGUUGCCGGAGUGACGCUGCGAUGUCGUGAGUGUUGGCGCCGCGCGCGAAAUGAACCUGUACAAGCGGGGAAUGAUCUUCGCCACCUUUCUGGGCUGCUGCCUGGCCCUGGGCCUGCUGGUGGGCGCCCUCGGCACGCCCUACUGGGUCGUCUCCAGGGCCGAGCGCAUCCCCAACACGGAGAAGUCGAACGGCAGCGUCAACUUCGGCAUCUUCACCGGCAGGAAGAGCCUCAAUGUCGGCUACGGGACCCGCACCAGCGAGUUCCAAGUGGACGAGCUGGUUCAGCUGGACGCUGACGCGUUUGCCCUGGACCGGGUAUACUGGUGGGGCACCGUGGCCGGACUGACCGCCGGCCUUCUGCUGGCCACCCUGUCUGCCAUAUUGGCUGCCCUCAACACGGCGGUCACCCCGGCCGCCGCCCUCCCCGGCGUUCCUGGCAUUUACCUCUGCAACUCGCUCGCCAUCGCUGCGAACAUUGCAACCCUUGCAUUCUGGGGCGUCGCCUUCUACAAAUCCUUCCAGUAUAACGUGCUCACCAGGGACGACCUGGACAACCACUGGACCACCGACGGCAAGGCCAUGUUUGGCUUUUCCUAUUGGUUGGUGCUUGGUGCCGCGAUUGUCCACUUGGUCAACAUUGUGGUGCUGGCAGUAGGCACCAGGGAGCGAGAAUCGCGGUCGACCGUAACGCCGAUUGCAGAGGAAAAAACAAAUGGAGCCAUUAUGUUGUACUAACUAAGAUAACAUCUUUUAUAGCUAUAUCAAAAUUAGCUUAAACGCAGCCAACUCAAGCAGCUUUUAAUGAAUGAAAGAGUUAGAAGAUACUCGUAGAAAAGUUUCAGAGGAAUGCCUGAGAUUUAUAAAUGAUAAUUUCGUUCGAUCCUAUUUAUAACUAACUCUAAAUACUUAAUACGAGCUGAUAUUUUUAAGGAAUUGCAAAGACUUAUCUACUUUAUUGUAAACUUAAAAACUCGUCUACUUAAUUUUUAGAUUUUACUCUUCGAUUUUGUCGGUAGCCAUGCAUGAAGAAUAAAGAGCUUAUUUUUAGCAUUUCUAUAAA